Messenger RNA from Platichthys flesus (European flounder), 6260 nucleotides. It is a transcript of the gene mcf2l2, whose product is annotated as MCF.2 cell line derived transforming sequence-like 2. The record is from RefSeq and is a predicted model, not a curated record. Gene Ontology annotation, biological process: intracellular signal transduction. The transcript is spliced from 34 exons. Bases 28 to 3597 code for a protein of 1189 amino acids. Lineage: Eukaryota; Metazoa; Chordata; Actinopteri; Pleuronectiformes; Pleuronectidae. Gene Ontology annotation, cellular component: cytoplasm. Gene Ontology annotation, molecular function: guanyl-nucleotide exchange factor activity.
GAGAGUGGAUGCAACACACACCCUGAGAUGCUGUGCUGGCUCAGAGAAGACGAGAUGUCGGUACAGGAGCUGCUACAGAGGGUGCAGAGUGUCAUCACUCAUGUCGAUGAGAUCAUGCAGCAGGAGAUCAGGCCCCUGCUGGCCAUGGACAUCAUAGAGCAGCUCCAUCGCCAGUUUGCCUUGCUCUCAGGAGGGCGAGGAAAAGAUGGUGCCCCCAUCAUCACCUUCCCAGAAUACUCAGGCUUCAGUGAAGUGCCAGAGGAAGACUUCCAUAAUGUAGUUACUUACCUGACCAGCAUCCCCAGUUUGGAUGCUGCCAGUAUCGGCUUCAUCAUCAUCAUCGACCGGCGGAAGGACAAAUGGAGCUCAGUAAAGGCCUCUCUGUCAAGGAUCGCUGGAGCAUUUCCAGGAAACCUGCAGCUGGUGCUGGUGCUGCGACCCACCAGGUUCUUCCAAAGGGCCAUAGCAGACAUCGGGAUCAAGCUGCACAAGGAUGAUUUUAAAAUGAAGAUCGUGAUGCUGAACUCUCUGACGGACCUACAAGGUUAUGUUGAAAAAGGCCAGCUGACCCGGGAGCUCGGAGGAAACCUGGAGUACUGUCACAGUCAGUGGAUACAUCACCGAACUGCCAUAGAGAACUUUGCAAUGACGGUGAAAACCACAGCCCAGAUGUUACAGAGGUUUGGGACAGACCUGGCAGAAACAGAGCUGCCCAAUGACGUCCAGUGCACCAAAGAUCUGCUCACAGCACACACGGACAAACACGGCAACCUCAAGGAUGAACUGAAGCUAGGUUUGAAGCAAGGCACCACCUUGUUGGGUUGUAUCAAGGAACAGGCAGCAAAGUCAGAGAAUCACAAACUGAACCCAGACGAGAUGGAGAACCACACCACUGUAGAGAGGCUCCUUGCCCAGCUGGACGAGACUGAGAACGCUUUUGAACAGUUCUGGUGUAAACACCACCUAAAACUGGAGCAGUGCCUGCAGCUACGCCACUUUGAACAGGACUUCAGAGAGGUCAAAGUUUCUCUGGACAGUUUAAGGGACAGUUUGACCAGCCUCUCAGUUAUCGAGGAUUGUCUGGCCAGAGUUGAACACCUGCUAAAAGAACUGAAAACAUUGGAGGAGAAGGCUCAGCCUACACUAGAAAAGGCCCAGCUCCAUGCACUGCACGGUGACCAGCUGAUCCAGAGCAACCACUACGCCGUGGACUCCAUUCGACCCAAAUGUGUAGAGCUGCGGCGCGUCUGUGAUGACUUCAGCAACGAGGCCAAGCAAAAGACGGAUGUCUUUUCCAAAAGCUUGCAGAUACACAUGGGCAUUGAAAAGGUAAACCAGUGGUGUGAGUCUGGCAUCUACCUGCUAGCCUCCCAGGCUGUGGAUAAGUGUCAGUCACAGGAAGGGGCACAGUCUGCGCUCACCGACAUCCAAGGCUUCUUGGUAUCAGCCGAAAAGAACCAGCUGACUGAACUGAGGAACCUCCAUAACCAGUAUGAGGUGGUGCUGUCUGAGGAUAUCAAGACAAGUGUCCUGAAAGCACUGAAGCGCCUGGAAGAUGUCCAAGAAAUGUUUGAGAAGCGUCAGAUCAGCCUGAAGAGACUGUCGGCUAAACAGACGAGGCCCAUCCAGCCCGUGGCCCCGCGGCCUGAGUCGUCUCCCAAACGGCCCCCACUGAAGAACCCCACCAGGACUACAGGGAACCAACAGCCCCUGGCUCGCAGAGUAUCGGAUAACUCAAACAGCAGCAAGCAGCCAGCCGAAGCUGAUCCUAACAAGAAGAAGAUCAUACGCAAGGCCAGGGGAGGCAUCAAGAUUGAGGUGAUGCAUGAGGAAAGCCAAGGAGGUUCCACCCACGUCGUGUUAACGAACGAGACAGAGGAAAGUUUGUCCAACAGACGCAGACACAUAAUGACUGAGCUCAUUGAAACAGAGAGGCUGUAUGUGGAGGAACUGCAAAGCAUCAUGGAGGGUUAUUUUGCAGAGCUAGAUAACUCAGAGCUCAGCCACCUCACACCCCCCUCCCUGGAGAACAAAAGAGAUGUGCUGUUUGGCAACCUGCCGGAGAUAUAUGAAUUUCACAACAGGACAUUUCUGAAAGAGCUGGAGAACAGCAUAGAGAAACCAGAGCUGGUUGGAACCUGCUUUCUGAAAAGGAAAGAAGAGCUCCAGGUGUAUCAGAAGUACUGUCAGAACAAACCUCGCUCUGAAGUUCUCUGGAGACAGUGUGGAGACAGUCUCUUCUUUCAGGAAUGCCAGAAGAAACUGGACCACAAACUCUCCCUGGAUGCCUACUUGCUAAAGCCUGUCCAGAGGAUCACCAAAUACCAACUCAUGCUCAAGGAGAUGUUAAAAUGCAGUAAAAGUGAGGGCAUGGCUGAGCUGGAGGAAGCUCUAGCGACCAUGUUGGAUAUCAUCAAGUCUGUCAACGACUCCAUGCACCAGAUAGCCAUCACAGGCUUUGAGGGAAACCUGAGUGAGCUGGGGAAGCUGCUGAUGCAGGGAUCUUUUAAUGUGUGGACUGACCACAAGAGAGGCCACAGCAAGGUGAAGGACCUGGCCAGGUUUAAGCCCAUGCAGCGGCACCUUUUCCUGUAUGACAAGAUGCUGCUGUUUUGUAAGAAGCGAGAGGAGACCAUCGAGGGCCAUGAUAAGACCCCAUCCUACAGCUUCAAACACUCACUCAAGAUGAGCGCUGUGGGCAUCACAGAGAACGUUAAAGGAGACAGCAAGAAGUUUGAGGUGUGGUACAACGGCAGAGAGGAGGUUUACAUCAUCCAGGCUCCUUCCAUGGAUGUUAAAAAUAUGUGGGUGUCAGAGAUUCGCAAAGUUCUUACAGGCCAGUUGGAGGCAUGCAGAGAGGCAAGCCAGCUCAACAUCUAUGGAGUUCCAAUGAGCAGAAGUGUGCGGAAGCUUGCGCUGAGACAGUCUGAUUCAUCCAGUCCAGAGUCCGGUUUCAGGAGGAGCAACCCCAGCCCAAACAUGAGACAGAAGAGAGUCGAUGCUUCCGCCAGCCAAUCAGGCAACUCGGUUGCUAACGCUAGGAAACGCUUCACAUUGCAGGGACUUUCAAACAGGAGGUCUCUCCAAUCAGAGCCUGCUGCUAAGGAGGCAGAGGUCCCCCGCCGCUUCUCUCUCACCUCCUCACUUGCCUCCUCCACUUCCUCCUCUUUCGCCAUGCGACGCACAAAAGGUCCCCUCUCCUCUAGCAUAAAGAGCAAGAGACACGAGAUAAAGAGCGAUCCCACUCCAUUUGGUUAUGAAGAUACUUUGCGUGGUGCAAUGGCUGCAGCCAGGAAACGUCAGAGUAUGACUAGCAACACAGCCCCCGCUGCUGGCAGGGCCUCAGCUGUCCCUAGAUCCACCUCCCAACCAGGCUGGACACAGCGGCGUCUCCCUUCCAUGGACACAGAGGACUUUGAGACGAUCCCCUCCAGUGCAGAGGAAUCCUCCAACUCUUCAGAAGAUGAAGGCAACCAUAAGAAUGGUGACAGCAGUCGUUUCCGGGUGCAGUUGACUUAUGAGUCUAAAGAAGCACGGGUCCCUCUGGAGACCGCUGACCUGGUCCAGUUUCUGGAGGAAGCGGAGAAUGGACACUGAUAUCUUCAGUGAACUGUGUACAGCAGCUCUCUCCGACUCAGAUGAAAAUGAAGCCAGUACGUAUGGAACUGUGUCUCAGGACAGCAGCUAAUCAUGGCUGACUAUUGUUGUUCAUUACGCUGGAUGACAAACAUUUUGAUGUAUCACAAACAUGACUGAUAACUCUAUAACUACAGUAUCUAAACUGUAAUUUUUUUAAGCUGGACUUGAAAUGUUAAAGACUAUUAGUUUUUUUCAAACACGUAGUCUACAAAUAUGUCCAAAAAUCUGGAACCGUUACAGACCUGAAUGUGACCACAUGGAAGCCAUACAAGUAUUUGAGUUCAACCACCUGUUGUCUCUGGGGCCUGAAAACCUACAGACAUGGACACUGAAAUUUACAUCCAAAUGUGGAUGAAUUCUGAUUCAAUACUGUAUCAAAAAAUACAGUGGCUGGGCUGGAUACCUGAAGUGUCAGAUUCCAUUUAUGACUUUUAUAACAACAGAUAACAUUAUCACCUCCAUGUGCUGGUUGUGAGGAGGCCUUGGCAUGAUGCCCUGUUUUGCUGCUACACUGCGCUCAUGCAAAUCUCUUAGAGACCAGGUUCUGCCUCUGCUGCCUAGCUUCAUCUGCUUCAUCAGACCCUCCACAGCAGCUGCAGUCUCCAGAAGAAACUACAAGUUUUCCUGCUUGCCUUAUUUCACUAGAUAGUCCCUAGUAGAUAUAUUGCCAAUAGGUUACAUCAGAUGUUGUAUAUUAUCUCAACGCACCCUAUCUCACACCCUGUACAUUUGCAAAUGAUCUUUAUAAAUUGCUCAAGGAAGUUGAAAGAUAUCACCAUUUUAUAUAGGCAUUUACAAUCCAGAUAUUCCUCUUGGUUUACUAUGUCUGGAGAGAACUUGUAUUAUAUCUUGUUUGUUUGUUUUUAGACAUUCUGGGUCAAACUGUCUUGUAAAGUUUACCAUGCUAUCAUGUUAGCACAUACUUGAUUAGACAUCAAGCAGAUAUGGUGUUACAUUGGAAUUCAGUUGGUUCUGGCAACCUGACUAAUGUAAAUCACAUGUGAACUUUCUUGCUCGGUUUUAGUCUAUACACAGCUGUUGAAAAAUAAAAAUGUAUUUUCUGUGUAGAGACAUAAACUAGUCCCUAACUUUGUUUAUCUGCAUUCUGGUGCCAAACAAGGUAAUGUGAUGUUUGGGGACAGCUUGCCCAAAGCAUCCAGAGACAAGGUUGAUGAGAGCGGACCCACCAAAACAACCAAAACAAUGUGCUAAAAUUGGCUAUAAUGAUACACAGUCAUUUAACUCACUGUUUAGUCAAAUGUAUUCAUUGGUGCAGUCUAUCAUCUGUCAAAGGUGCAUCAAUUGAAAAAUGUAAUUUCCUUUACUAGCCAAUGAGAGCCAAAUUACAUUUCAGCAGAAAUAAAUUCAUCAUAAUGUGUUUUCCAGUUUAUCUUUACACAUAUAUGGUGAAUCACAGACGGAAAAAGCCAAAUUGCUUUUGAUAAAUUAAGCAUAACUCCAGAACAUCAAUUCUGAAGAUGGAUUGGGUGUUUUUGUAAAUCAUGUGUCAGGAAACAGAUUGAUUUCUCUGACAUGUUAUUCUACUUGGAUUCAUCUGCACAUGAUGGGGGUUUUCACUUUUUAAGCACAUACUCGGCUGUAUGUUGUGAGAAACAUCUGGGAAUGUUUGGCUUUUGCCUCCAAGUGAAUUUUCAGGGAAAUGCUUUUCUUUUUGCAAACAGUACCCGGGUGGUUUCCUUACAUCAGCAGGGGAAAUAGCACUGCACACUGAUUGCCAGGAGGGCAUUGUAGUAAAUGUGGGAAGAUCAGCUUGUACAACUGCUGUAUCAUUCUCAGAGGCUUUACAAUAUUGUGUUUCUACUGAUGGACAGAAUUGUGCAGACUAUUCACUGAUAAAUCCACAAAAGCACUAUGCACUGUAUUCACAAACAGAUGAAGCACGACAUGUUGCAGGAAGGAGCCCUAAGGUUUCAUAUGUGUAAAUGUGUAGAUGACACCUGCUUUGAUUUGCAGACUGUAAGUUAUUAGAAAAAAAGAAAGAGGAAACUGAAAGGAUGUAAAAAAGGAAUAAAAUUCACCUAGUGAUUGAAUACAUGUCAGAAUGUAAGACUUAGUUACUCUGGAAGAAAGUCACAGUUAAGUCUUUGAAAACAAGUCACAGUUAAAAUUACCCUGACCUUUAUAAGCAAGUUAAGAUGGAUGGAUGGAUGGAUGGGUUAUCGACUUGAAAGGUGGAUUAUGGAUGGAUGGAUUUGUGGAUGGAGGAAUGGAUGUAUCAAUAGUGGGUGGGUUUAUGGAUUGAUGGUUGAAUACCUCUGUAGACUUGUGGUUGGAAGGACAGAUGGAUGGAUCAAAAGAAAGACAGCAAUAUAAAGAUUUUAAUAUACCCCGGUUACCAGAGGGCAGAAAUCGAUUACACUUCAUACACAUUAAUAUUAGUCCCGAUGUAAAGUCAUACUCUCUUGAACAUGCUGUAUAUUAUCGUCAUCCUGCGUUUAUUGAAAAAUGUUGUAUCUUUGUAAAGAAAAUAUUUCAGUUGAAAUGCAUCCUGCAAUUGAAUUGCCAUUAAACAAAACUAUAGAAUGUAACAAAUCUGUAUGUUGUAUCUGUCAUUAAAAAAUGUACAUAUUGCUUCAUUGUGAUAAUAUGCAUAGACAAUA